This is a messenger RNA of Lynx canadensis (Canada lynx), 990 nucleotides long. RefSeq names its product transmembrane protein 221 (gene TMEM221). The transcript is spliced from 3 exons. NCBI's taxonomy places the organism in Eukaryota, Metazoa, Chordata, Mammalia, Carnivora, Felidae. The coding region runs from base 1 to 876 and encodes 291 amino acids. The record is from RefSeq and is a predicted model, not a curated record.
AUGGCCCGGUCUUACGGGGGCCGGGUGCUGGCCGCGAUGACCCUGCUGGGCAUCCCGGCGGCGGUGCUGGCGGCGCUGGGAGCGCAGCUGCUGUUCCAGCUGCAGGCGGGCCGCGCGGAGCUGCGGGGAAUGCGCACCGACGGGCUGGGCCCGGAGCUGGACGCCGGCCCAGGGCUGCCCGAGGACGCGGCCGGGGCGCUGCUGCCUCUGGCCGCCGCGCUUGCUGCGCUCGCCCUGGUGUUGGGCCUCACCAGCCUUCUGCUCGCCGCGCUCUGCGGCCACCUGGGCGCCGAACUGGCGCGGGGGCCGGGUCCCGGCAGGUCUGACUGGUUUCUCUAUGACUGCCGCCUCCUCAGACACGUGGCCCUUGGCCUCUUCUGCUGCGGGGUCUCUGUCUACUUAGCAGCACUGUCCAUCUACGCCCUGCUGCUCUUUGAGAUCGAGACAGGUGCAGCCGCCGCCUCCAUCCUCGGAGUGGGUGCUCUGGUCCUGGUGGCGGCACUGACCCACACUCUGGUCCGAGCUGCCCGGGCCACCCGCCGUGGCCUCCACGAACUGCCCCCACCGCACUUUGAAGAGGAUCCUGUCCGUCCUGCUGAAGUCUCCAAGGCCAGCCCCAGGGCUCAGCCCCAGCAGGGUACCCACCACCGGACCCCCUACUCAUCCUUCCCAGAACCUGGGGACCCCGUCAGACCCACGGGUGCUGCUACAGCGCCUACGGCCAAGGGAGGAGGCUGGGAGGGCAGCCUGCCUUUAUCCCGCAUGCACCGGACACUGUCAGCUGGCAGGGGGCACUGGGAAGGGAUCACCCAUGAGAUGCGCAGCAUGCUGGGCCACAGGCCAGGGGGCUCAGGGAAGGACUCCACCCUGGUGUGAACCCAGGGACCAGGGACAGAGACCUGGGAUCAGGCAGCAGGAAGAGGAUUCUGUAAAGAUAAGUCUAGGCUCAGCCAUAGUAGCAGUAUGACUUGAUUUCUCCGUUCACAGCAU